AUGCGUUUCCUCUGUUUACACGGCCAAGGGACGAGCAGCGAUGUUCUCAAAACCCAACUCGCCUCUCUACGAUACCAGCUAGACGCGACGGACAGCCACGAGUUCGACUUCAUCGACGGCGCGGUGCUCUGGCCACCCGCACGCGGUAUUCGCGAAGUCUUCGGCGACGAGGUGGAGAGUUUCUCCUACUUUGACGAAUCAGCCGCCAGCAUCCUCGGAGCCGUGGUCGAUCUGGCGCAGUACAUCGACUCCCAUGGGCCGUUUGACGGGGUGAUCGGCUUCUCCCAGGGCGCUGUAUUGGCUGCCACGCUGAUCAUCGCGCAGACAGAGUCCCAGAGAGGGACGGUGACACAAACACAACCACAACCACCCUCAUUUCCGACGGAGACACAGACACAGAGUCUGCAGACACACGGAUCCCGUCCCAGUCCAAGUCCGACUCCGACGGUGGAUGAGGAUGUGGAUCCUUCGACCCAUCUGCCUCGGCUGCCACCCUUCCGUUGCGCGGUUUUCCUCUGCGGCGGGCUGCCGUUUGCCUGGGAGGCAUUGAAAAGGGGGCGCGUGGAACUGAUCACGCCGUCGUCGUUGUGCGACCGGCCGCUCGUCGAGAUUCCCGUCGUGAACUGCUGGGCCGCCCACGACGAGGAUUAUCCGGGUAUGGGCCCGCCACUGUCGCGCUUGUGUGCGCCGGAGGUCAACGAGCAGGUGAUUCACGGGGCUGGACACGCUGUGCCCUCGGAGGGGGAUGAUCUCAUAGCAUUGGUGGCCGCGGUGAGAGCAACUUUCGAGCGAGUCAGGUGA
Aspergillus melleus is the source of this 801-nucleotide messenger RNA. RefSeq lists its product as uncharacterized. Gene Ontology annotation, cellular component: cytoplasm; nucleus. The transcript is spliced from 3 exons. Bases 1 to 801 code for a protein of 266 amino acids. The record is from RefSeq and is a predicted model, not a curated record. Lineage: Eukaryota; Fungi; Ascomycota; Eurotiomycetes; Eurotiales; Aspergillaceae.